AUGAAACAAUUAAAGAAAUCUAUUUGGACGUGUUUAAGGAGUAAAAGAUAUGAGACUGUAAAAGAAACAGAGGAAGAAGAAGAAGAACUCACUGACAAAAUGCAAGAGAGCAAAUAUUUUAGUGAGAGCGGGAACCGUGAAUAUUUCAUACUGGCAGAUUUUGAUGCAAUUUACGAAGAAGAGGAAGAAAAUGAACAAAACUUUGAAGAACACUACGUAACAAAUGGUACCGAUCCUAUAGUUAUUCGUGGAGCUGGCAACAUGACUGUGUGCAUUGGGCUUAGUAAUCGCUUUGAAUCAGAAUUUCCGAUGGCCUGGUGUCGCGUGUUGCUCCGGAAGAGUUUUAAAGCGACUGUCAUGAGAAUAAAUAGUGUACUGAAAAAAACAUUACCAGUUAAUGUUAAAUGGUUAUUUUGUGGUUGUUGUUUGUGCUGUUGUACAUUAGGAUGUUCUCUUUGGCCUGUUAUUUGUUUGAGUAAAAGGACACAACAUUCGUUAAACAAGUUAUUAGAAUGGGAAAACAGUAGGCUGUAUCACAACUGGUUACAGUGGAGAUUAGCGAAACAAAGAUGUGACUCAUCCAUGAUGGAAUAUGUACUUUUAAUUGAAUUAUCCCAAAAAUACCCAUAUAUAAACCUGACUAAAGAUCUGGACUUUUGA
Osmia bicornis bicornis is the source of this 660-nucleotide messenger RNA. Its product is annotated as cysteine-rich hydrophobic domain-containing protein 2. The record is from RefSeq and is a predicted model, not a curated record. Lineage: Eukaryota; Metazoa; Arthropoda; Insecta; Hymenoptera; Megachilidae.